This is a messenger RNA of Brassica rapa (field mustard), 3881 nucleotides long. Its product is annotated as organic cation/carnitine transporter 7. NCBI's taxonomy places the organism in Eukaryota, Viridiplantae, Streptophyta, Magnoliopsida, Brassicales, Brassicaceae. Gene Ontology annotation, molecular function: transmembrane transporter activity. The record is from RefSeq and is a predicted model, not a curated record. Gene Ontology annotation, biological process: transmembrane transport. Gene Ontology annotation, cellular component: membrane.
AAAAAUCUGUGGUCAAUAUUAAGCAGUAUUUUUCCAAUAAAUGCGGCUCUUAUGGUGAAUAUAUGUAUUUAAUUUCUGUUGGUAUUUAAUUAUUUCUUGUAUUGCAACAAUUGAAGGUUAUUUAUGUAUGUGUGUAUACAUAGAGAUGAGAUGUACCUUACGUUUGUAAUUGGUAAAUAACACCUCAUUAACAAAUUCAACUCAACUUCUUUCUCAAGAUAUUGGAGUUCUCUAAUAGAACAAGGAAACUGGGUGGGGUGUUUGUAAAUGUCAACUUCACUUUUAUAUUAAUUAUGUAUAUCACUUGAUCAAAAAUAGUCAAUACGAAUGAUUCUUUGCGUAUGUUUUAAAGUCUAUUAACCUAUCAUUAAAAUGUCGCUAUGAAUAGAUAUGUUGUUAGUUUCUAAACAAUAUGGAUUAUGUGAUAGAAAAACGAAUAUUAAGAGUAUAAAUGGGGAAAUAAAUCAUAGUGAUGGACACUUUAUUUUCUUUUAAUGGUAAAUUAAUAAUCAUUAAACUUCCAAAAGGAAAGACCAAAGUAGCAUGCAUCAUCAUCAGUGGCAGAGCCACAUUGUGUGAGAAGGGGGCAUUUGCCCCCAACAAUUUUUUAAAAUUCCAUGUAAAUCUUUCAAUAAAUUCAAUAUGCCCCCAUUGUUUUGAUCAAAUAUACUUCUAAUCCAUCAACUAAUUUUACUCAUGCCCCCAACAAAAAAAAUAUCUGCUUCCGCCCCUGAUUCAUCAUCCCUUAAGUUGUACCGAUGGGAGCCAUUAUCUAUAAUCUAAACCACACAUAUCUGGUCCACUUUUGUUUGUCUUCUAGUCUCUAAGUCUUUGCCACAAAAUUAAGAUAAUUUUAAUAUAAUGCUCUCAUCAUUGUAGAGAAUGAGCUCAUCAGAUGCUUUUUAUCUUGAGAUUAUACCUAUGUUUGAUUCACCCAAUUUUUAAUUUCAAGUGGUAUCUUGUAUUCCUGGUUGACCAAUAAGCUUACCUGAAGCUGAAAAAUAACUAAAUGUUUAAAUCACAUUUUAUAAUUUCAGUUGAAUUAUUUGAACUUAAACCACGACUUUUUUUUUUCCACGACUUGGUUUUGGUUUAUUAGCAGUUAGAUUUUUUUAGAGUAGCUCCAUCUAUAUCACCCUGACGAAUUUAACAAAAUUUACAUGGUCGUUCAUAUAUAUAUAUAUAUAUAUAUAUAUAUAUAUAUAUUACAGUCCAUCAUCUGCUGGAAAUUGAGUACAUAAUUAAUGUGUGGAUUUUGUAUGUGUGAAAAUCCAGUUUAUUUUUUCAUGUGUGCAUAGAAAAUCAGAUAAUCUGAAAAUGAAAUGGAUAUUCUAACAUAAAACAGUAUUUCUGAGUUUGUACAAAACAAUUUUGAACAAGAUGGAAUGGGAAGUGAGGAAUAGUCAUGUUCGAGGAGGCUCUUUGAAGCAUCAAGUGGUGGUAGAAUGUCUCGAUCCCUAUAUAAUUUAAAUUUCUUUUGGCAUAAUAUAUAAAUCUAAGCAAUAAUUGGCUGGUGGGGUAUAAUAUUCAAUCACUUUAGCCCAUUCUGUAUCUAUUCAUAAUCUCACUCAACUUUAAACUCCAAACUAAAAUUUAGAGUACAAUAUUUUUCAGUCUUAUUUUAUGUUUAACUCCAAAAACAGAACAAAGAGCAUAAUUAUUUCAAAUAUAAAAUUAUGUAUAUCAUUUUUUUCCAUUCAUACAUUAGAGAUGUUCUCAUCAUACUUGAUUUUUAAUUUAAUCAUGAUAUAAGAAUAAAUAUAUAUUAUUUCGCUGAAGGUUUGAUAAAUCAAUUCUUUGUUUUUGCCAAUACCUCAAAGGCUCAAUCUAAUAUAUAACCAACCACACAAAAGGUGACCACUUUUGUCAUAUGUUUCGCUUUCGCCUAGUUCACGAGGAGUCGGGUCCACUAAUUGCUCAAUUAUUUAGCUUAUACAAAAAAAGAUUCUCACUUUUGCUCACAAUUUUUUAUAGCAGAAAAGUAUAAACGGGCCUAAUAAUAUAGGCCUAUAAAUUUGGGCUAAUGUAAAAAGCCCAAUAAAAAAGUCCGGUAAAGAAGAUCAUCAUCAUCAAACGGAGGCUCAAAGGCGCGUCAAAGAUUGAAACUUUCACGUGUUCAUGCUCCAACCUCGUCCCUUAACGACUUCUUGAAUUCUUUAACAAUUUGCUGUAUCUUCUUCCACUCUCCUGAAAAACGUGGAGGAAAGGAUCUGCAUUUGCUUCAAGCUCAACGUCGUUGAGGUUUUGAGAUGGAAGAAGGGAACCCUAGUUUCACAGUGGAUGAAGCACUUGUGGGGAUUGGAUUUGGCAAGUUUCAACUCUACGUUCUUGCUUACGCUGGAAUGGCUUGGGUUGCUGAGGCUAUGGAGAUGAUGCUCCUCUCUUUCGUUGGACCUGCUGUUCAGUCGCUGUGGAACCUCUCUGCACGUGAGGAGAGCUUGAUAACUAGCGUCGUUUUUGCUGGUAUGCUCAUUGGAGCUUACUCUUGGGGCAUUGUUGCUGACAAACAUGGCCGCAGGAAAGGGUUUAUAAUAACUGCUGUGGUGACUUUCCUAGCUGGUUUCUUGAGCUCAUUUGCACCAAACUACAUGUCCCUGAUCGUUCUCCGCUGUCUUGUUGGUCUGGGACUGGGAGGAGGUCCUGUUCUCGUCUCCUGGUAUCUCGAAUUCAUCCCUGCGCCAAACCGAGGGACUUGGAUGAUUGUUUUCUCAGCUUUCUGGACCGUUGGAACCAUCUUCGAGGCUUCACUCGCUUGGCUAAUCAUGCCAAGCUUAGGUUGGAGGUGGCUGCUCGCACUCUCUUCCGUACCUUCAUCGCUGCUUCUUGUCUUCUAUAGGUGGACGCCUGAGUCUCCUCGGUACUUAAUCCUCCAAGGCCGGAAAGCUGAAGCUCAAUCCAUACUCCAGAAGAUUGCGAGAAUGAACGGAACCCACUUACCUAAAGGUGUUCUCCGCUCAGAGAUUGAAGAGAAGAAUAAAAGCCUUCCAACAGAAAACACUCAUCUCCUCAAGCCUGAAGAAGAAUCUAAUAUAGUAGUAGCUGACAACAACGGACAGAACUUUAUUUUGCUAACUCUUCUAUCUCCGGAGCUAAUCAAACGGACUCUCCUACUAUGGGUUGUAUUCUUUGGAAACGCCUUUGCUUACUACGGCGUUGUCCUUCUCACCACCGAGCUGAACAAUUCCCAAAACAGCUGCCAUCCAACAGGAGAAGUGUUGCAACAUUCUUCAAACGAUGUUAACUACAAAGACGUUUUCAUCGCCAGUUUUGCAGAGUUUCCAGGGCUACUAAUAUCAGCAGCAAUGGUGGACAGGCUUGGACGCAAAGUGACAAUGUCAUCAACGCUAUUCCUCUGCUGCAUCUUCCUUCUUCCUCUGUUAACUCACCAACCACCAGCCAUAACCACAGCUCUUCUCUUCGGCGGCCGUGUCUGCGUCUCCGCAGCCUUCGCGGUGGUUUACAUCUACGCACCGGAGAUAUAUCCCACGGCGGUAAGAACGACCGGAGUAGGAGUGGCUAGCUCUGUGGGGAGAAUAGGAGGAGUGCUAUGUCCACUAGUAGCCGUGGGGUUGGUUCACGGAUGCCAUCAGACUGUGGCUGUUCUUCUCUUCGAGGUAGUGAUGUUUGUCUCAGGAAUCUGCGUUUGUCUCUUCCCGUUCGAGACCAGUGGUCGUGAGCUGACGGAUACUAUCUCUACAUCCAAGAAGCCACCUUCAUCUUCAUCUUCUGUAUAGCCGAUUCUUUUUAAAACCACAUUGUAAAUGUUUAGUUGUUGAAGGAAACAGAGCAAGAAAAACAGAGUAAUUGUAAUAGAAAGUUUACACACGACAGCUUUAUAGAAAUGCAGAACAUCCAGAGAUUGGAUCUAUAGUUUUUUUUUU